AACCUCAAAAUGAGAAAAUCUCAAUAUUCUUGAAGAAAUUUGAUGACCACGUGUUUGUUACUUUGGAACAAGUGAAAAAGUUUAAUUCUUGUGAAUAAAGUAUUUUUAUUUAUUUAUUAAAUAAAUAAAACGCGAAGAAAAUUUGUGUGUGAAUUGAAAAAAGUUAUUUUUAAAAAAAAUUCCAUUUUUCUAAUAUAAACAGAUGUGAAAUUUUGAAAAGAAAAGUUUUCUACCAUAUUUUUAAAACAAUGUCAAAGGAAAAAAGUGCAGAAACGUCUUUGAAUAUAUCAUCAUCAGAAAAAAAUGAAACAAUUCCGGAUAAAUUUAAAGAUUCAUCUGAAGAUUCGAGAAAAAUUACAGAUUCAUCCAAGGAUUUAAAUGAAAUUAAAAGCUCGUCUGAGGACUGUGAAAAAAUAGAUUCUUCUAAGGACUUGAAUGAAAUUAAAGAUUCAUUUGAGGAUUGUCAAAAAAUAAGUGAUUCUUCUAAAAAUGAUAAUAAAUAUGAAAAUUCUUCUAUUGUCUCUAAUAAAAUAGACAAUUUUUGUAAAUAUUGUCAAAAAACUAAAGAUUAUUUUGAAAAUAAUGAUAAAUUUGAUGAUUCUUCUAAUGAAAAUAAUAAAAUUCAAGAUUCAUCAAAAAAUGAAAAUAAAUUUCUUGAUUCUCUACAAGACGAGCAGGAAAUUGAAGAUAAUUUUGAAAAUUUCAAUAAAAUGGAAAAUUCUUCUAACAUUAAUAAUAAUAAUAAUAAUAAUAAUAAUAAUACAAUUGAGAAUUCUACUAACGAGAAUAAUAAAAUUGAAGAUUCUUCCGAUGUCCAUGAUGAAAUAAACGAUUCUUCUAAAGAUGUUAAUAACGAUAAAAAUUCUUCUACAGAAAAUAGUAAUAAUAAUAUUGAAAAUUCUUCAAAAGAAAUUAAUGACAUUGAAAAUUUUUCUAAACAAAAUAAUGAUAUUGAAGAUUCUUCAAAAGAAAUUAAUGACAUUGAAAAUUUUUCUAAACAAAAUAAUGAUAUUGAAGAUUCUUCAAAUGUUCAUGAUAAAGUAGAAAAUUCAUUCGAAAAUUGUCAAAAUAAAGAAAAUUCUUCUAAACAAGAUAAUGAUAUUAAAGAUUCUUCUAAUGUUCAUGAUAAAGUAGAAAAUUCUUCCGAAGAUUGUCAAAAAUAUGAAAAUUUAUCUAAAAAUGAUAAUAAAAUUGAUGAUUCUUUAAAAAAUAAUAAUGAAAUUUCCGAUGAUUGCAUUAUAAUAGAACCGGAAAUAAUUCCCAAAAAUUUUGAAGUAAUUACCAUAAUUGAUGAAUUAUCACCUUCUAAAGAUUUAACAAAAAUUCCAAAGGAUAUUAAUAUUAAUAAUCAUAAUAAUAAAGUUUCAGAGAAAAUUCAAAUUAAAAACACAAAUUUCGAAAGAAUAAAAAUAUCAAAAAAGAAAAAAAAAAGGGGGGGACGUCAAAAACAUUUAAAAAUGGUUGAAAACUUUAGAAAUCUGCUUUUGGUAUCAGAAAAUGAUGGAGAAUCUUGUUUAAAGACAAAUCAAGGAAUUAUUUCAAAUUUUGAUAAUUUUUCCAAUCAAGAAAUUGUUAAUCAAGAAAAUGUAAAUAAAAAAAAUGUAAAUCAAGGAAAUAAUAGAAUUAAUUUUAAUUCAGGAAAUACAUAUCAAAAAUUUAUUGAAAGUUUGUCGAAAAUUAAUAAGGGACAAAAUAGUAAAAAUUCUCCAUCGACAUUAGAAAUUGAAUCAUCAAAUUCCGUGAAAAAUCCAAUAAAUUCAAAACGAAAAAAACAAAAUGAUUUAUUGAUAAAUCCAUCGAAAAAAUCACGAAUUCAUGAGACAAAUUCAUUAGAAUUGAGAAAUUUGGAGCCAAUUCAAAUCAAUCAACAAUAUUCCCAUAAUUCACAAAUUUAUCCCAAUACUGAGGAAUAUGAAUCAAAUUUUUGUGAAAAUUUUUUUACAACCGUUAAUAAUGAAAUAAUUUGUAAUUCUCGUCAAUUACCCGAAAAGCAAAUGUCAUUCGAUAAAAGUAGAUUGGGAACAAGAAAUUGUCAAAAAAUCAUUGACAAUAAAAUUUUUCGUUUUGAUAAUGAAUAUUUCGAUUCAAAUAUACAAAAUCGAAAUUUAAUUAAUUAUUCCAAUAAUUUGUUUGCCAAUGAUAUUUCAAAUACAUUUCAAAUUCCAGAAUUUUCGAAUUAUUCACAAGAAUUUAAUUAUUUAACAUCAUCAUCAUCAAAUUAUCAUCAACCGUCCACUUCAGGAAAUGUUGAAUGUUACAUUCAACCAGUAACAUUUCCCAAUGAAAUGCAAUCAUUUAUUGAAAUACAAGAUCGUGAACAAAUGUUAAAAACAAAUAAAAAUAGUUUUCUUUCUAUGAAAAGAAAACGUUUAACCGAUCAGGAAUUAUUUACACAAAAUAAUGAUUUAAUAAAAGUUAUUGUACCCGAUGAUUUUCGCAAAAAUGGAAUAACACGAAUUCAAAAGAAUAAAAUUGCAAAUGAUAUUUUAUUGGAAAUUACAAAAAUUAAGAGAGGACCAUAUCCAAUGUUUAAGGAUACUUAUAUACGUCAUGGUGGAAUUAUUGUUGAAUGCGAUGACGAAUGGUCAAGGGAUUGGUUAAUUGAUGUGAUACCAAAUUUAAAACCAUGGACAAACGCUCAACUAUCAGUGGUUGAUGUCCAAUAUCUUGAAAAAUUUUAUCGUGCCGUCUUUUGGAUUCCGGGACCAUUUGAAAAGCCAAAAAUUGUUUUACAUAAACUUGAAAAAUUAAAUUCAACAUUAAAUACAAGAAAAUGGAGAAUACAUUCACAUGAGGAGACAUCAAUACCUGAAGGUUUUCAUCUUUUUUUGGGUAUUCCAAAUAGUUCAGUGAAUUCCCUUAAAGAAAUGUAUAUACAACCAUUUACGGAUUCAUUCAAAGGAUUCAUAACAAUUUCAAAAGUAGAGGAUCAUUACUAAAAAAAAAAAAAUAUGUUACGUAAGAUUUUAUAAAAAAAAAAAUUGCUAAUAUAAGACAUUUUUUUUUAAUUUACAUUCACUUAUAAACGUGUCAUUAAAUUAAUGUAGAAAUAUUUCAUAUUUCAAUGGGAUAUAUAUAUAUAAUUUAAAAAAAAGUUGUGAAUAAUUUCAAAGGAAUGUUUAAUACUUAAAAUAUUAAGAAAUAUUCUCUAUACUGAAACACUAGGAAUAUAUUUAAAAUAUAUUCCAUUCAAAUAUUAGGAAUAUUGCUAAAAAAAAUAUUUUACUGAAAUAUUAAAAAUAUUCCAUUGAAAUACUAGAAAUAUUCCUAAGAAAUAUUUCACUGAAAUAUUAGAAAUAUUCCACUAAAUUACUAUAGAAAUAUUCCUUAAAAAAAAAUAAUAGAAAUAUUCUUAAAAAAUAUUUCAAUGAAAUUUUUGAAAUAUUCCUAAUCAAUUUGAUUAAAAUAUUGAAGAAUUUUUUUCAAAACAAAUAUUUCUCUAAAAUGUUAAAAGUUUUACUAUUAAAAAAAAAAAAUUUAAACCUAAAUACUAGGGACAUUACAUAAAAAGUAUUAUAGUAGAGUAUUAUAAAUAUUUUUUUAUAAAAAAAAUGUCAUUGAAAUACAAGAAAAAUUUCCCCCAAAAAAAAAUUAUAUAAAAAUAUUCCUUCGAUAUGUUAGAAAAAAACAUUUUCAAAAUAAAAUAUUUUUUGUUUUUUUUUUCUUUUUGAAAAAUGUUUAUUUUUAUAUUGACAUCUAAAUUAUUAUAAUUUUUCUCAGGAUUAUUGUUUAUUUUGUUAAACUAUUUUUCGAUUAGAACAUAAUUAAAUUUUAGUUAAAAAAAAAGAAGAA
Messenger RNA from Leptopilina boulardi, 3792 nucleotides. RefSeq names its product palmitoyltransferase ZDHHC6. Gene Ontology annotation, biological process: protein palmitoylation. The transcript has 2 exons. The coding region runs from base 249 to 2939 and encodes 896 amino acids. Gene Ontology annotation, molecular function: palmitoyltransferase activity; protein binding. NCBI's taxonomy places the organism in Eukaryota, Metazoa, Arthropoda, Insecta, Hymenoptera, Figitidae. The record is from RefSeq and is a predicted model, not a curated record. Gene Ontology annotation, cellular component: Golgi apparatus.